UUAAAUACGCAACAUAAAUUAAACAGUAUUGUGAAUAACACCAAUUUGUUUAUAAUCAGUUGACACAGUAAAAAGUAUUAAGUUAACAGUUUGCAGAUACAAAAAAUACUAGAUAAAUUCCCUGUUAACGUUCUGCCCACGCACACGGGCUCUGCUUGGGUCUCUUCUGUGGCUUGCAGUGUUGUACAACUUGAUAUCGAAAUUAAAACAAAAAAAAUCCCAUCGCCAACCAAUGCUCAUUUAAAAAGCUAACUCAGAAAAAGCCCAUACUUACCGUUGCAUUAGCAAUUGGAAUACUCAGAAUUAAAAGCGAAAUGGCGCCAUUUAAACUCAAAUUUCGCAUGGGCAGCUCGCGAAGCACGAGUACAUCGCAAGAGCAUGAUCCGGAUCCGACAGUAAACGAGGCGCUAUUGGGCACACAGCAACAGGAACAGGAACAAAAUCAGCAGCAGCAGCAACACCACCACCAGCAACAACAACAACAACAACAUCAGGCAGUUGGUGCCAGUAGUUCCACAAUUGAUUCAGUUGAUUGCAACAGUCUCGGUUCAAUGAGCGAACGGAAGCUGCUGCUGCCUCCGAAUCCAAGUAAAGCUGGCAAUAAUACCAACAGUUUACGUAUGGGCUAUGUCAACCCGAGUCGCACACCGUGCAUCAGCGAAACGGCAACGGGAACGGAUAGCAACAAGGUGCCCACCACACCGCCGCCCACUUAUGAGUAUGUGCUAGAAGAGAACACGCGCCUCUCGCAGCAUCAACGGCAGCUGUCGUCGGAGAACAGUGCUACGCCCAAUCAGAACAGUCGACGCAGCUCGGCGAAUAGCUCGCGGCAGAGCGCUGCUCAUCUGAGCGCCGCCCUGGAGCAGCUGACCCUAAAUGACAGCAGCAAUAGCAACAGCAACAGCGACAGCGACAGCAACGACAUUUGCAACGAUCCGGAUUGCCAGCAGAACUAUAACAACAGCAGCAACUGUGGCAGCCGCAACAACAACAACAACAGCAACAACAAUAACAACCACAGCAACAACAACAACGACGGCGAGGAACUGGAGCAACGGGAGCAUCAGGUCCACCCGCACAUCAUCGAGGGCGUCACCGAGCUGGAGCUGGAGCACAGCGAGAACGAGGAGUGCACGCUGAGCGUCAACGAGUUUCUAUUGGAAACCGAAAUGGCUGCUUCGCGUGCCAACAAGGAUAAUCUCUAUGCCGCCUGCAGCGAUGCCAGCGAUGGGCAGCAGCCGUGCACGGACGCCGAAUGCACAGAGUGCGGCGAGCAGGCCGCCUGCGGCAGCAGCCACCUUGGCAUAGAAUCCGAGGAGGACGGCGAGGAGCCAAGCACCAGCAACGCGGCCCGACACAAUUUCUAUGAUCCGCUGCUAAAUCGCUAUGGCAGCGAGCCUGGCUGCUCCAAUGGCGCCGCAUCGGGCAACAGCAGUGCACAAUCCUGCAACGAGGCCUGCUGUGCCUCGGGCUCUGGCUCCACUUCAGUUUCCUCGAGAGGCCUUCGUGGACGUCGUCAGCAACAACAGCAGCAGCAGGAGCAGAGCUGCCUGCUUACGCCGGAAAUGAUGAGCAACAAGACCUCCAAGGAGAUCUACAAGGAUCUAGCCAAGCAGUGGGGCAUAACGUGCAAAAUGUCCGAAAGCUGCCGCUGCAUGGACUGUCAGAGCCAUUAUUUCGAUUGCGACUACGAUGAUAACGAACAUCAGAAAACAGAUGGCGGAUUGGGAGCUGGCACGCCCAUGUUUAUCAGCGAGGUAAUGCACGGUUCCGGCUGUCAGAUAUUGUAAAGGAUACGGGUUUUUUUUGUGGUUUUUGCAUAUGAAGAGAUUGCUGAACAAAUGUUUUAUGUAAAUGCAAAUUGUUUUUCUAGAAAAAGCCAAAUGAAGAGCAAACUUAGUAUAAGCAACAGAAAAUAUGUUUGGCAUUAAAUUGACGUUAUUUGCACAAGCCGUUUGCGCAAGCAGUUUGCACAAAAUGCAGUAGGAAUAAUGUUGCACCGCGUAGCCUAUGCGAAUUAGGUUGAAAUAUUCAAUUAUACUGGAUAAAAUAAACAAUGAGGCAAAUGGAAUUAUUUAUUUAUAGCCACCAAACGUAGACUUUGAAAAUUAUUAUAAAAAUUCGUAUUCAACUUUUUUUGAGAAGUUUUUGAAUCGGAUCUCUAACUAAAUGCAUUUUCUUUCUAAGGAUUAAACACGAUUUGCGAAUUGAUAAAAAAAAUAAAAACAUUUCAAAACCCACCUUGCAAGACACAAGUUUGAAUAUCCUUAAAUGUGUUCCAUUUUAGAACCAAAAUUUAUGCAAAGCCUGCAACCAAUUGAAACAAAUAUAUAUAUAUAUAAAUAUAAUUUGAUUUGAGGCAUAAUUGAUAAACUGUCAAAAACCUUUAACUGCAGUAGCUGUAAGCCCCAUGGAAUCCCCUUCUAAAUCCGAGCUUGUCAGAAGUUUGUCGAAAUGGUCAAAUUAUAAAGUAGCGGCGGCUUUCUAGAUGUAUCGAAAAGUAAAAAGAUAAAUUUGUAUGUAUUUUUCUAUAUGAAGAAUUAUGUUUAGCUGGCAAAACGUUAGAAAUGCAAAAUAGACAAGUGCAGGAGGCGGCAUUCCCGUGCCCUAGGAACUCGUACGAAAAUAUAGGCAUAAUACGUACCCACACACAAUUAUUAUUAUAAUUAUUAUUAUUAUUAUCAAGAAAAAACCUAAAUGUAGCUUAAGCAAAACAACGAUGCGAACAGUUGGCACUUUUGUGCUGGUCAAAGUGUGUGGAAUUAUGAAAACCAAAAAGAAACUAAAAUUCUAGCCUUAUCGAGGCGAAACAAAGUUAACUUUUAUUACAAAUAUAUGCUGAUAUUUUUAAAACGAAGCGCAAAUAUUUAGUCUGAUAUUUUUCCAAAUGGAUUUCAUCAUAUUUCGCUAUAUACAUGUAUGUAUAUGGUAUAUGGUAUAUAUAUAUAUUAUUGAUUUUGUUAAAGCAGCGAGUCACAGAGCAAAGGCAUUUAGAAUCCAAAUCCCAGGCACCUUAACUAUGUUCCGUACUAUCUAAGCAAGCGGGUUUCAUUCGCCAACGAGGCAAAUAAGCUCAGAAUCUAAACUCAAUACUAAAAACCAAUUGUACUUGCAUUAAUCGCGCAGAGAUCGAACCCGUAUAUAUAUACGAUACGGGGUAUAUAUAACUCAAAAAGUAUUUGUUUAUACUCGUAUAUAUUAAAAAAGAAGAAAAAAAAAGAAAACUGACUAAGUCUGUUAGCCGUUAGUUGA
Molecule: messenger RNA, 3252 nt
Organism: Drosophila montana
Lineage: Eukaryota; Metazoa; Arthropoda; Insecta; Diptera; Drosophilidae
Product: probable serine/threonine-protein kinase MARK-A
Exons: 7
Coding region: 315-1790 (491 amino acids)
Source: RefSeq, a predicted model, not a curated record